Molecule: messenger RNA, 1199 nt
Organism: Loa loa (African eye worm)
Lineage: Eukaryota; Metazoa; Nematoda; Chromadorea; Rhabditida; Onchocercidae
Exons: 6
Coding region: 7-834 (275 amino acids)
Biological process (GO): ganglioside catabolic process; lipid transport
Cellular component (GO): cytoplasmic side of plasma membrane
Molecular function (GO): enzyme activator activity; lipid carrier activity
Source: RefSeq, a predicted model, not a curated record
UUGCAGAUGUUGAGGUAUUUCCUCACGCAUUUCAUAUUAGCAAUGCUGUAUGUUAAAAAAACAUUAGCCCAAUCAGCAUUAUCACGUGCUUGGGAAGAAACUUUUCCUGGUCAUGUACCAUUUUGGGAGAAGUAUACUACGGGGCCACAUGGUGUUGUCAUUCGUGGUUGGCAGUUCAGUCGAUGUGCAAGCGAACAGUGGACAAAUUAUGUGGUGAAUGUUUCAAAUAUUGUUGUAUGGCCAGAUUACCCACGUUUUCCUGGGCCAAUAUUUUUUAAUGUUACAAUGGAUGUAAGUGAGGAAUUACCUCAGGAUAAGAUCGAGAUGGAUGUCGAGGUAAGGCAUGCAGUAACGAAUAAACAAGGAUCAAAAGGAUGGCAGGUAAUUCCAUGCCAAGGUUGGAAUAUUAUUGAUGGUUGUGAUGGAGUUGGUUCUUGUCGUUAUUGUGAUAUGUUGGACAAAUGUCAUGAAACAGUGAAAGCAGCGGAUAAAUAUGUGACCGAUCGAAAGGCACACGAAUUUAUCCGACAAAAUAAGUUGUGUCCUCCACCAAAAGGACAUUGGACAAUGACAUUCAGCAAAGUGUUCACAACUGAAGAUUUACCCAAAAGUUUCUUCGGGCCAUUGCAAUCGAACGAGUACUGGUUAACUUUUUCAUUCUCGGACGGUAAAGAUAAAAAACUUGGAUGCGCACGUCUGUGGAUUGACGUAUGCAAAUAUCACUUACAGGAUAAGCAGCAGAAAUGCUUACGAGAUCCAAAUGCUUUCAAGAAUUUUAUCAACGAUAUCAGCAGCCAAGUAACGCAGAUCAGACAACGGACCAGUUCAUCCUGAAAAUAAUACGGGAAAAAGAAAUAUUUUUUUAAGGUCAACUACCUGCUGUACCACGUUAUUGGCGCAAAUGUGCAAUUCACCUGGGGUGCGUUUGCUGAGUGUUGUACUACUUUUUGCUAAUAAAUUUCAACAUCUAAAUUUUCGAUUGUACAUCUGUCAAUUGUUAAUAAAAAACUCGGUGAUGAAUUUAUGAAUGCUGACAAUGCAGGUGUCACAUAGUAAAGUGUAAGGAAUACCGAUUAGUUAAUCAAAUCUCUCAUAUUUGGCAAGUCAGAAGUUUUUGCAAUGAUGUAUGGGAAAUAUCAGCAGUGAUACUAUCAGCGUAGAACGUGCAAUGUCAUGGUUUAUUAGUAACAAAAUUAACA